Gastrolobium bilobum is the source of this 909-nucleotide messenger RNA. RefSeq names its product xyloglucan endotransglucosylase/hydrolase protein 31-like. The record is from RefSeq and is a predicted model, not a curated record. Gene Ontology annotation, biological process: cell wall biogenesis; xyloglucan metabolic process. The coding region runs from base 1 to 909 and encodes 302 amino acids. Gene Ontology annotation, cellular component: cell wall; apoplast. Lineage: Eukaryota; Viridiplantae; Streptophyta; Magnoliopsida; Fabales; Fabaceae. Gene Ontology annotation, molecular function: xyloglucan:xyloglucosyl transferase activity; hydrolase activity, hydrolyzing O-glycosyl compounds. The transcript has 4 exons.
AUGCCAUCAUCAUCACUUAACACUUUCCUCCGUAUGGUUCCUCUCUUCUAUCUUAUAUUCUCACUCAUGAUUUGUUGUUGUAGUUCUCAGGGUCCACCUUCACCUGGCUACUACCCUAGUUCCAAAAUUGUUCCUGUUAGCUUUGAUCAAGGAUUUAGAAACCUUUGGGGACCUCAGCAUCAGAGACUAGACCAGGGCUCACUAACAAUCUGGCUUGACUCUACCUCAGGGAGUGGAUUCAAGUCACGUCAUUCUUAUCGAUCUGGAUACUUUGGUGCUGCGAUUAAGCUUCAAUCCGGUUAUACUGCAGGAGUCAUUACAUCUAUCUACCUUUCAAACAACCAAGAUUACCCAGGAAACCAUGAUGAAAUAGAUAUUGAGUUCCUUGGUACCAGACCAGAUAAGCCAUAUGUCUUGCAGACAAAUUUAUACAUCAGAGGAAGUGGAGAUGGGAAUAUUAUAGGAAGAGAGAUGCAGUUCCAUCUUUGGUUCGACCCAACACAAAAUUUUCAUAACUAUGCUGUUCUAUGGAAACCCAGUGAGAUCAUAUUUUUAGUGGAUGAUGUUCCAAUAAGGAGGUAUCCUAGGAAGAGUGAUGCUACGUUCCCUGCAAGACCAAUGUAUGUGUACGGUUCAAUAUGGGAUGCAUCUUCAUGGGCUACAGAGGAAGGAAAAUACAAAGCUGAUUAUAAAUACCAACCCUUCAUUGGUAGAUACACAAACUUCAAACUGCAAGGUUGUACCAUUGAAGACUCCACCUCGUGCCAGCCACCCUCAGCAUCACCCUCAGGCUAUGGCAGCCUGAGCCCUCAGCAGUUUGCUGCAAUGCAAUGGGUCCAAAACAAUUACUUGGUCUAUGACUAUUGCCAUGAUCCUAGGAGAGACCGUACACUUACUCCAGAGUGCUAA